Molecule: messenger RNA, 1302 nt
Organism: Musca domestica (house fly)
Lineage: Eukaryota; Metazoa; Arthropoda; Insecta; Diptera; Muscidae
Exons: 2
Coding region: 28-1122 (364 amino acids)
Source: RefSeq, a predicted model, not a curated record
CUUUGUAUAAAAGAAUCAAGAUAUUUUAUGUAUGAUGACAAGGUGUAUGAACAGAAAAAAGGACUUCCUAUGGGAUCUCCGGCGUCACCGAUUAUUGCGGAUAUCGUAAUGGAGGAGUUAUUGGACGCUACAAUGGGAAAAAUGAUGACAAAGCCAAAAAUAUUGAUUAAAUAUGUUGACGACCUAUUUUGCAUUGUAAAGAAAACGGAAAUUGACAAUACUUUAAAUGUUUUAAACUCCUAUGAUAAAAAUGUGCAAUUUACCCACGAAAGCGAAGAACAAGGAAAGCUAGCAUACUUGGACGCCCUUAUAAUUAGACAAGGCAAUGAACUGAUCCUUGAUUGGUAUCAAAAACCGACAGCUUCAGGACGACUUAUCAACUAUUAUUCAAAACAUCCAAGACGAAUAAAAAUAAAUACAGCCGUAAAUUUUAUUAAAAGGGUACAUAGCAUAAGCGACGAAAGAUUUCAACAAAAAAACGAACAGCGAAUACGUAAUAUCCUUCAAAACAACGACUUCCCGAAUAACACUAUUGACGAUCUUAUAAAAGGCGCAAAAAACAAUAACAAAAUCAAAACGAGGGAUACAAUGGAAAAAUUAUACAAGCCAGUUACAUACAUAUCUGGACUUUCGGAGCGAUUCUGCAACUCCAACAUUUAUAAUAAGGACAAGUAUCAAUUAGCCUUUAAAUCGAAGAAUAACGUCAACUCUUUAUUUAGCAAAACAAAAUCGAAAAUAAAAAAAGAAGAUAAGUGCAAUGUAGUAUAUAAGAUAAAAUGCGCAGGGGACGAAACUAACAUAUGCCAGAAGGUAUAUGUUGGUACAACAAAAAGCAAACUUAAGACUAGACUAUCUGGACAUAAGUCAGAUCAAAAAACGGACAAACCACUAGAACAAAAGACGGCGCUUGCGGCACAUUGCACGAUGACUGGCCAUAAACCAAAUUUUAAAGACGUUGAAAUACUGACACAAGAAAAUAAUUAUAAAAGACGUUUUACUCUAGAAAUGUUAAAUAUUAUAAACAUACCAACAGAUGUUAGAAUGAACUAUAAAACUGAUACUGACCACUGUGCACACAUUUAUAGGAACUUAGUUCAAAAGCAUAGACAGACAAAAAUUUAGUUUAGCAUAGACGGUGAAACAAGACUGUUGCUUUUCUCAAUAAAAAUAUUUUUCCCUGAAGAUGACUGUCGAAGACAGUCGAAAUAUCGGAAAAUAAAAAUCAAAAUUAUAAAAAGAAAACACUGAUGUUUUUCAAUUGACCUUAAGCCAAAAUAAAGUUAAUAAGAAAAUUCAAAAAAU